Molecule: messenger RNA, 947 nt
Organism: Truncatella angustata
Lineage: Eukaryota; Fungi; Ascomycota; Sordariomycetes; Amphisphaeriales; Sporocadaceae
Exons: 3
Source: RefSeq, a predicted model, not a curated record
AAUGGCUAAAGAUUCAUAUGGGAUUGCAUCUCGUCAACUCGUGAUGAAAUUCCUAGCGGAUAGUUAUCAUUCAGACGCUUAUACCACGACCACCAUGUCCGACAACAGAGGUGAAAUCCAGUUCGUCCAUUCAUCCCGCCUUGGACUCCCUAGAGUAGCAUCGGCUGAAAUGCACCGCCGUGUUCACUCGCAUGCAGCCCGGACAGCACAUGCCAAGGCGAGGCGAGAGAGACUCGUCAAUUACCAGGCCCUGAAAGCUAGUAGUAAUUCGGAAGAUGGAAGGCAACCAUUCAACAAAGCGACUACUAAGGUAGAGAUAGCCGUCAUAUCAAGUCCUAUUAGCCUCCUAGAGUCCUAUCGGAGAGAUCCCUUCGCAAGUUUCGCUAGGCCUCUCAACCCGAUGGAAGAUUUUCUCCUCAACUACUACAUGCAAAAUGUUGUACCGUGUUCAGAUCUACAACGCAGUAAGAUCAACCAUCCGGGAGAUCAUACACAGCACCUCAACAGACAGUUCGUACAACUUGCCGCUACCCAUGCUAGCUCUCUAGAUGGUCUUUUCCUGGUGACAUGCCGCCACCUAUCGCAAUGUCUACCGCACGAGGAGCUAUACUUUAUUCAACUUGCUCUUCAAUAUAAAGUCUCUUGUGCGCGGUCAUUAAUAGAGGCCAUAUCAGCUUUGGGGAUGCGAUCUUCGAUUAGUGAUUCAAUCGUUACAUUAGCUAUAUUCCUAGCGCAAGACGAAAUUUUGAUCGGCGAUAUUACUUCGACUAAAAGACAUCUAGAGGGUGCAAUCCAGAUGGUAAAGCAUAACCGGGCAUUAAAGAAGACAAAAUUCAGUGUAUUUCUUUAUAAUCUUGUUCAAAAAGACAUCGCAAACUCUAGCCUUAUAUAGCUGGUUAUAUUACUUUACUAGUUAUAAUAUUAAUUAAGUAUAAAAUUAUACAUUA